Carassius auratus (goldfish) is the source of this 3717-nucleotide messenger RNA. It is a transcript of the gene fkbp10b, whose product is annotated as FKBP prolyl isomerase 10b. Gene Ontology annotation, molecular function: calcium ion binding; peptidyl-prolyl cis-trans isomerase activity. The record is from RefSeq and is a predicted model, not a curated record. NCBI's taxonomy places the organism in Eukaryota, Metazoa, Chordata, Actinopteri, Cypriniformes, Cyprinidae. The transcript has 10 exons. Gene Ontology annotation, cellular component: endoplasmic reticulum. The annotation marks the transcript as partial.
AAUAAUUCAGAGCCUGUAGUUUUCUUUGUUCCGAUCACGGAAAAAGUGCCCGAAGCAACAUCCCAGCUGAAGAUCUUCCACGUUUACACAUCCGAACUCCUCCUACAGGAGCCCACAACUGACUGCGCACAAGCCUCACUCUCAGUCUACAUUUUCCUUAAAAUGGUACGGAGGGUGAUUUUAAGUUUACUGCUGGCGACGUGGUUCUCCGUGGACUGUAACCCCGGGCCUAUCGAUGAUAUUGCAGUUGAUCGACACUUCAUCCCUAAGAACUGCAUCAGAGAAGCGAAAUCAGGAGAUUUCGUGCGUUAUCACUAUAACGGCACUUUUACUGACGGAAAACUGUUUGACUCUAGCUAUGAUAGGGGGGCUGCAUUCUUUGGACAAGUGGGCCAAAAGUGGCAGAUUGUUGGUGUGGACAAAGGCAUUCUGGGUAUGUGUGUGAAUGAGCGUAGGAGGAUCACCGUACCCCCCCACUUGGCUUACGGUAGCCAAGGAGCAGGUGAUAAAGUGCCACCAGACACAACAUUAGUGUUUGAUCUGGUUCUGCUGGACAUCUUUAACAGAGCAGACCACGUUCAGACCAAAGUCAUCAUUACACCUAAAGAAUGCAAGCGCUCAGUCAUGAGGACUGACUUUGUCCGCUUUCACUUCAAUGGGACAUUGCUGGAUGGCACUGUGUUUGACUCCAGCUACAAGCGUUCCCAGACGCAGGAUGCAGUGGUUGGGGAAGGUUGGCUCAUAAAAGGCUUGGAUGAAGGGUUGCUGGGCAUGUGUGUGGGAGAAAUACGACACUUCGUCAUCCCCCCGUUUUUGGCAUUUGGAGAAAAAGGAUUUGGCACAGAAAUCCCUCCUCAUGCAUCAUUAGUGUAUCACAUUCUCCUGGAAGACCUCCACAACCCUAAAGAUGACAUCAUUGUGGAGGUCAUGGAAGCGCCUGAACCAUGUACACGCAAGACUGUUGCGGGCGAUUACAUUCGCUACCACUACAAUGCUUCCUUUCUCAAUGGCAUCACAUUUGACUCCAGCUAUCAGUAUAAUAAUACGUACAACACAUACAUUGGAAUGGGCUACGUGAUCGCUGGAAUGGAUAAAGGCUUGCAGGGUGUGUGUACAGGAGAGAGGAGAAGAAUCAUCUUGCCGCCUCAUCUUGCAUAUGGCCAGCAGGGGGCAGGUAAGGACAUUCCAGGUUCAGCCGUGUUGGUCUUUGACAUCCAUGUGAUAGACUUCCAUGGCGUCAAAGAUCCAGUGCAGGUGGAUAUCACACGUAAACCUGAGGUGUGUAAUGAAACCAGUGAGGUGAAUGAUUUCAUUCAGUACCACUACAACUGCUCGCUGCUGGACGGCACGCUGCUCUUUACAUCGAGGGACUAUGAGACCCCACAGGAUGUGGUGCUUGGAGGGGGUAAAAUAAUUGACGGCCUAGACGAGGCUCUUAGGAAUAUGUGUGUAGGAGAGAGACGGACGGUCAUAGUGCCACCACACCUUGGACAUGGAGAGAAAGGAGCUGGCAUUGUCCCAGGGAGUGCAGUGCUGCGCUUCGAACUGGAGUUGGUGUCUCUGCAGAAGGGGCUUCCAGAAGGCUACCUGUUCAUUUGGCUCGAAGAGAGUCCGGUUGAGCUGUUUAAGGAACUAGACAUCAACCAGGACCAACAGGUCCCUUUAGAAGAGUUUUCCCAGUUCAUCAAACAGCAGGUAUCAGAAGGGAAAGGUCGUCUUAAACCAGCUCAGGAUCCAGAGACUGUCAUCAUGGACAUGUUCAAGAACCAGGAUAGGAACUCUGAUGGUCUGAUCACUCAGGAUGAGCUAAAACUAAAAGUGGAUGAGGAUGCAGAGAAAACACACCAUGAAGAACUGUGAAACUCUCAUGGAUAUUCACAAAAGCAUGAGAACAAAGCAACAGACUCAUAAUCCUGAGGCUGAAAACUAGACCAACGUGCUUUCCAGUAUUAAAAGUUUGUACAUUUGAUGGUCACAUAUUUUUAUAUUCCUAAACAUGUUGGAUCUCAAAAAUGCAUUUGUGCCACCUAAUAAAAUGUUUCAAAAGUAUAAAAAAACAUUUUAUUUUGAAAUGAAAUAUUAUGACAACUCUUACAAAAAAGAUAUGUGUUCAAGUGUGCUAUUAGUUUACUUCUUUAGACUUCAAAUAAGAGAAAAUACUUUGUGUAUCAUUAGAAAAUGAAAGGUAGGUUUGAUCAGGGUUAGAUUUGAGGUACCCUGCUUUAGAAAUAAUUGUAAUAUGCUAAUUAUACUAGUAUACCAUUAAGUCAGGGUUGGCCAAGGUCCUGGAGAGCCACAGUCCUGCAAAGUUUUGCUCCAACCUUGCAACGUUCUAGUAACCCUUAGACCUUGAUUAGCUUGUUCAGGUGUGUUUGAUUUGGGUUGGAGUGAAACUCUGGACUCAGGCUCUUCCAGGACAGACGUUGGGUACCCCUGUAUUUAGUACAAAAAUAGUAAACUAAAAGUAUAAUGUUAAGUUCACUUAAAAACCAAGUGUACUUACAUUAUAAAAACUAAAAUGUUUUCCUGUAGUAUAGAUCACUAUUUCCUGUAGUAUAGAUGUAAUAUAGUUGCAAUACCAAUGAAAAACUCAAAAUGUACUACUCUUACUGUUAAAGGACACUUUUACAAACAGGAGCAAGCAAAAAGCAGCAAAUUUAUUCCCAAUAAGUGCUGAAAUAAGUUAAAAUUUACUAUAAAUAUUCAUUUUAGAACACUUGCUACAAAAUUAUAAUUGGAAAAUAUACUUGAACCCAAUCUGCUAAUGAAGAAGUAUACUUUUAUUUUAUAAGUAUAAUCUUCAUUUAUGAAUUAUUUGUUCAUUUGUCCUUUCAUAAUACUGUCCUGUGAGUAUUUUUAGGGUGAAUGUAGAUGUUUUGAAAUAACUUCAGUUUUUACAACUUUCUGGAUGUAGCGGUGAUUAAUGUAUGCUAUUUUUGCCUUCUUUUCUUUCCAUUGGUUCCUAUUGAACUUUAUGUACAUACUUGUAUAUGCGUCCACAAGUCAUCAAAACUAUACACUUGAAAUAGCAAAAGGUUUUCUCAUUAAUAAUUUCUUUAUUGUAAUAGGACCAUAUUUCCUAUAACUUGCUCAAACCAUGCACAGUAACAGAUCUCAUGUCAAUUUGCACACACUGUCAAGCAUAUCAAUUGGGGAAUAAUCAUUCUAUGUGAAAAUGCAUUAAUCGAUCUAAAAUUAACACUGUAAUCCACAGUUAUACUGCAUCAAAAAAUUUCGGCAAACAUAAAAGUAACGUCUCUUCAGGAAGGGUAAGAACUAAUGUUCUUGGACAAUAUCAGAUUUUUUAUAUAUAUUUAUUGCAAAUCACGGAGAUCCACAACAUGUGCAUACUUUAUAACACGUGCAAAGAACUAUAUUCGCCCUUCAAAGACUUUAAAACAACGAGCCAGCCUUAACAUCCCAGCCAUGAUACUCUUGAUGUCUAGACACUUUCACAGUCAAUACAUACAUAUACAUUUUCUCUGUGCAAGAAGGAAAGAAACAGAUAAAGAUCUUUAACACUAUUAAACCACAUCUCAACAUGAGAGACACAAAACUUACAUUUCCCAUUGAAUACAAUAUCUAAAAUCCUAUGGUCUCCAAUAUGCAGGAAAAUGUUUGAAAAAGGCUUAAUAAUGUAUGUUCACUGUAUGUUUUAUGAUGUUUUUACCUGUAUGAAAUGAAUAUUAAAAUAUGAAAGUCAAUACGAGGGCUAUA